Neomonachus schauinslandi (Hawaiian monk seal) is the source of this 1395-nucleotide messenger RNA. RefSeq names its product zinc finger protein OZF-like. The record is from RefSeq and is a predicted model, not a curated record. NCBI's taxonomy places the organism in Eukaryota, Metazoa, Chordata, Mammalia, Carnivora, Phocidae.
AUGGCAUUUACGCAUAAGAAAAUCCUGACUCAGGAGAACAUUCAUGAAGAUAAUGGAUUUGAGUUUAAACAGCAAUCAAACUUUGUUACUCAAAGCACAAGUCCUUCAGGGAAAACAAUGUGUAAAGAUGACUGUUACAGCAGGAGCUUUUCACAUAACCUAGAUUUAAGUAAUCAUCAGAGAAUCUACACAAGUGAAAAGCCAUACAAAUGUGACCAAUAUGGGAAAUACUUUGGCUGUGGUUUGGAUCUCACUCAACACCAGAGUACUCAUACUGGAGUUAACCCAUACCUUAUUAGAUAUCAGAAAUUUGGUGCUAGAGAAAAGCCCUUCAAAUGCAGAAAUUGUGGCAAAUCUUUUAGCAGGGGGACACACUUUACACAACAUGAAAGAUGUCACACCGGGGAGCGACCAUUUGAGUGUACUGUAUGUGGGAAGUCGUUCAGCUGGGACUCAUCCCUUAUUCUACAUCAGAGAACUCAUACUGGAGAAAAACGCUAUGAGUGCAGUGAAUGUGGGAAGGCCUUCAGCCAAAGCACGUGCCUCCCACAACAUCAGAGGAUUCAUACAGGCGAGAAACCUUAUGAAUGUAAUCAGUGUGGGAAGGCCUUUAGCCAAAGUUCACAUCUAACUCUGCAUCAGAAAACUCGUACUGGGGAGAAACCCUAUGAAUGUAAUCAGUGUGGCAAAGCCUUUAUUCAGAGCAUUCAGCUUAGUCUGCAUCUAAGAACUCAUUCUGGAGAAAAAUCUUAUGAAUGUACCGAAUGCGGUAAAACCUAUAGUCAUAGCUCAUCCCUAAUGCAACACAAGAGGAUUCAUACUGGAGAAAAACCCUUUGAAUGUAAAGAAUGUGGGAAAGCCUUUACCCAGAGCAUUCAGCUGACUUUACAUCUGAGAACACAUACUGGAGAGAAACCCUAUGAAUGUACCGAAUGUGGCAAAGCCUAUAGUCAUAGGUCAUCCCUUAUUCAACAUAAGAGGAUCCAUACUGGAGAAAAACUUGAAUGUAAUGAAUGUGGGAAAGCUUUCCAAUGGAACACACAUCUUACUCAACACCAGAGAAUUCAUACUGGAGAGAAACCUUACAAAUGCAAAAAAUAUGACAAAUCUUUCAGCAGAAGUACACACCUUAAUCAACAUCAGAGAAUUCAUACUGAAGAGAAACCCUACAGGUGUAAUGAGUGUGGGAAAACCUUUGGUCAGAGUGCAUAUCUGACUCAACACCAGAGGAUGCAUACUGGAGAAAAACCCUAUCAGUGUGAGGAAUGUGGAAAGGCCUUCACUGUAAAUGCAUACCUUGCUCAACAUCAAAGGAUUCAUAAGAGAAAGAAACCUUUAUUAUAUGCCAAUCACAAAGAAAUUCUGACUGGAAAGAAGUCCAACAAAUGGAUCUAA